Messenger RNA from Penicillium oxalicum, 1746 nucleotides. RefSeq lists its product as uncharacterized. The transcript has 5 exons. Gene Ontology annotation, molecular function: acetolactate synthase activity; flavin adenine dinucleotide binding; magnesium ion binding. Gene Ontology annotation, cellular component: acetolactate synthase complex; mitochondrion. Lineage: Eukaryota; Fungi; Ascomycota; Eurotiomycetes; Eurotiales; Aspergillaceae. Bases 1 to 1746 code for a protein of 581 amino acids. Gene Ontology annotation, biological process: L-valine biosynthetic process. The record is from RefSeq and is a predicted model, not a curated record.
AUGCCCCCACGUCUCCUCAUCUCCUCAUGGCUCGGUGUUCACCCCGAAGUCCCCGAGGUCUACACUGCAUCAUCUGCCUUUUUUGAGGCCCUGUGGGAGAAUGGCGUCACUCAUGUUUUUGUCAAUCUGGGCUCCGAUCACCCCUCCAUCUUGGAGGCGAUGGCGAAAGCUCGAAAGGAAGGAAGCGAACAUUUUCCGAGGAUCAUUACUUGUCCGAAUGAGAUGGUGGCACUCUCCAUGGCAGAUGGCUAUGCUCGCUUAACUGGAAAACCGCAAGCCGUGAUCGUGCAUGUCGAUGUUGGCACACAAGGUCUCGGUGCCGCUGUACACAAUGCCUCCUGUGGCCGGGCCCCGGUCUUGAUCUUCGCGGGCCUGUCUCCGUACACCAUUGAAGGUGAGACGCGAGGCUCACGCACAGAGUAUAUUCACUGGAUUCAAGACGUACACGAUCAAAAGCAGAUUGUUUCACAGUAUUGUCGUUACUCGGGCGAGAUCAAAUCGGGCAAAAAUGUGAAGCAGAUGGUCAGUCGGGCCUUACAGUUUGCGUCCAGUCACCCUCAGGGUCCUGUCUAUCUGACGGGAGCACGAGAGGUCAUGGAAGAGGAGAUCCAGCCUUACAAACUCAAUCCAGCUCACUGGGGCCCCGUGGAGCCAGCCGCCUUACCUCACCAUGGGGUUGAACUCAUCACGAGUGAGCUGAUGACGGCCAAGAAUCCGCUCGUGAUUGUAGGCUACACUGGUCGAGACGCCCGGUCUGUGGCGGAAUUGGUGACCCUGGCAGACAGCUUCAAAGGAAUUCGGGUUUUGGAUACUGGGGGCAGUGAUAUGUGUUUUCCCGCCGACCAUCCUGCGUGGCUCGGUCUGCGCUAUCCUGGGCAUGAAGCUGUUGAGACAGCCGAUUUUAUUCUCGUGAUUGACUGUGAUGUGCCAUGGGUGCCAACGCAGUUUAAACCAUCCGACUCGGCCAGAAUCGUUCACAUUGACGUGGAUCCGCUGAAGCAGCAAAUGCCAGUCUUUUAUAUCCCUGCCAUGGCGACGUUCCGAGCAAAUUCCACGACGGCCCUCAGACAGCUCAACCAACACAUUUCGAGUACCGCGUCGCUUCAGCGAUUCAUGGCAUCCAGUGAAAACAAAGACAUGGGUCAAACUCGCGAAGAGCACUACACCAAGCGCCGUCAAGAAAUCUCCGAUCUGGCGGUCGUCCCUAAUCAGGGUGAAAAUGCGGAUUUGAAUAUCUCUUACCUCAUGGCACAAGUUCGAAAUGAAGUUCCAUCAGACGCUAUCUGGGCGGUUGAGGCUGUGACGCUGACACCUCAUGUUUCGGAUCAACAUGGCGGCUCCGGCAAAGGCAAAUUCGUUGUUCAAGUCGUUGGCGAUGGCACUUUUCUCUUCUCGGUGCCCGGCUCUGUGUAUUGGAUCGCCCGCCGAUAUGGUAUUCCCGUCUUGACUAUUGUUCUUAACAAUAAAGGAUGGAAUGCGCCCCGGCGAAGCAUGUUGCUUGUUCAUCCACACGGAGAUGGCUCGCGCGCAACAAACGAAGAUCUCAACAUCUCGUUUGCCCCCACGCCUGACUACGCAGGUAUUGCAAAGGCUGCCGCGGGUGGGGAAUUAUGGGCUGGCCGAGCUUGUACAGUUGCUGAGCUUGCGCAAAAGCUGCCAGAGGCGAUACAAAGCGUGAGAGAAGGGAAAGCGGCGGUUUUGGAAGCGCAGCUUGACGGGACGGCUGGCAAGUACGCCGAGCCUUGA